CCCUCUCUCUCUCUCUCUACAAAGUUUUCCAACCGUGGAGGCCGCGUGGAUUGCCUCCGGGGCAUCGUUUUCCCCGGAACCGAGGCGUGUCGGGACAUUCACCUCCUUCUGUUUAAUUCAUCCGAUUCUUGUUUUGGGUAUCUGGUUUUGAUUUUGCUGACUGAGGAGUGAGUAGGUUGGAUCAUGCAACAUGGUUCUUGACAGUGUCCUGUCUUCUCCUCACAGGAGGUCCCCAUCAUUCCGAAAGCCCUUUCCUCCGAACGAGUUUGGUAGUUGGUCGACUCUCGUUCAGCGGCAUCGCUUCCUCCUAACGGCACUCGUCCUCUUGACUUUUCUUUGCACAAUUUACCUUUACUUUGCUGUCACCUUAGGCUCUUCCUCUUCUUGCUUUGGGAUGACGGGGGUGCAAAAAGAACAGUGUCGAUUGGAGCUCGCAAAGGCUUCCAUGGCUAAAGGGAAACUGAAAAUUCUAUGAUACUUGGGUUUGUCUCCAAAACUUUGUGCCCUUUGUUUGUAAUUCUCAACAAUUUGGGUUGAAGUUAGUCAGUUUGUGUAGUAAAAUGUAAGUGAGCUCUCUAUACAUGAUAUCUUAUUAAAAAAACAAAAAAAAGAAGAAGAAUUCUUCAAAAAAAUGCAUUAAUCAAUCAUUUUGUGUUUGCAGAUUUAUGAUGUAUGUUCUCUUCAGUGCAUUAAAACGAAUUGUGUUAAUUCUGAAGAGGCCAAAUUAAAAGUUCUAUUUGAGCAAUUUUUUGGUGCCUGAGAUUUAUGAAAUCUGUUUGGUCGA
Momordica charantia (bitter melon) is the source of this 784-nucleotide messenger RNA. RefSeq names its product ephrin-A3 protein. The record is from RefSeq and is a predicted model, not a curated record. Lineage: Eukaryota; Viridiplantae; Streptophyta; Magnoliopsida; Cucurbitales; Cucurbitaceae.